This is a messenger RNA of Nelumbo nucifera (sacred lotus), 742 nucleotides long. RefSeq names its product basic form of pathogenesis-related protein 1-like. NCBI's taxonomy places the organism in Eukaryota, Viridiplantae, Streptophyta, Magnoliopsida, Proteales, Nelumbonaceae. The record is from RefSeq and is a predicted model, not a curated record. Gene Ontology annotation, cellular component: extracellular region.
CACAAACUAAACACUGCAGAAUUAAGCAGAACGAUCAUGGUCUUCUGCAAGCCUAAAUCAGCUCGUUUCUUCGUUUCCAUCGGCGCCUUAGCCUGGCUCCAUGUCUGCCUAGCUCAAGACGCCCCAGCAGAUUAUCUCAACGCCCACAACGCAGCUCGUGCCGAUGUGGGCGUUGGGCCUUUGACAUGGGAUGACAACGUAGCGGCCUAUGCCCAAGCUUAUGCCAAUGAGAGGGCUGGUGACUGUGCCAUGGUGCACUCCGGCGGACCCUACGGAGAGAACCUUGCCACGGGGACGCCUUCCUUGUCGGGGACUGCUGCAGUGGAGGGUUGGGUGGGUGAAAAACAGUACUACGAUUACAGCUCCAACUCAUGCGUGGGGGGUGAGUGCCUCCACUACACGCAGGUGGUUUGGAGUGACUCUGUGCGUCUUGGGUGUGCCAAAGUUCAUUGCAACAGCGGAUGGGACUUCGUCAUCUGCAGCUAUGACCCUCCAGGCAACUAUGUAGGGCAACGUCCUUACUAGAGUUCUUCCAACUUGAAACUUGAAAUGGCCUACUUAAUAUAUAUCACGUAAAUAAGCUGGGUUUCACGUCACCCGGUACACCUAGACCUCUAGUGAUCGAGUCGUUUGGCUUUCAUCAAUAAGCAUUAUUCCAUGCAAACUAGCUAAUGAUGAUGAUAUAUAUAUGUAAAAUUUAUGGAAUAUAUACGUUUCUGGCUUGUUAUCACUUGCUCUUCAA